Molecule: messenger RNA, 9031 nt
Organism: Toxorhynchites rutilus septentrionalis
Lineage: Eukaryota; Metazoa; Arthropoda; Insecta; Diptera; Culicidae
Gene: kmr
Product: putative mediator of RNA polymerase II transcription subunit 26
Exons: 14
Coding region: 883-7104 (2073 amino acids)
Source: RefSeq, a predicted model, not a curated record
GAAAAAAAGUAUAUGAACGAUUGGCUGGGCAGUACUCCCAGGCGGUUUAUUAAUAAGUACGGAUAAUUUUUCAAUUCUAGAACAUGUGUUAUUUAAUUUAAUUUUAAUGUAUAGGUGGUGUAUCUAAAAAAUAUUCUUCCUGUCCACAUGGCCUCGGUCUAUUCCCCUUCCACCCUCUCGUGGACAAACGAAAUACAAACAUUCAUUCGAAUCAAAAAUACCCAUGUUUUGUCAUUUGUCAACUUCAUUUGGAAUUGCUCAAUGCACAGAGCACUUUUCGACGAAAAACCAGUGCAAUAGCCUUCCGCACCCCUUCCGGUUCACUUUUUUUUUCGUUAUGCUCAAGCUAUGCAGAGCAUGGGGGCUAUGCUUGUGCGUUUAGGCCGAGCUUUUUCGAACGCCGCUCGUGCGACGGUGGCGACAACAGACAGUUUCGAAAUCACAAUCGGAAAAUUCAGCGCUGUCCGCGAUUUACUUUCUCGCUGGAGAGUUUAUGUAGGGUACCAAUCAAGGAGCAAGCACGAGCGUGUGAGAGCACUUAAAGAGCGGCGACACCACCAAACACAAACCAGCUAGUAGUACGGCUUGGGAUCGUCAUUUAGUCUCGAUUUCCAUUCAAAACGCAAUCAUCGCCGCCGCCAGUCGUCGUCAGAAGUCGGGCGCAGAAGUGAUAUACAAUCUCUCGCGUAGUAUAGUUUUUUGAGUGUAACUUUUUUUUUGUGUACAGGAGCACUUUGACGCAAACAAAUUUUCCCCCAUGAAAGGAUGUGAUGGAAUUUCAAUUCGGCAUUCAAAGUAGAAAAAAAGCGCUUAGUAGUAUUGUACAAAUAAAUGUUAAUUUAGAAAUCAAUUUUAAAAGUGACGUUAACGUGAAAGCUCAAAAUGUUUAGCUGUCUUUGGCAAUUAUGGGAUUGGAUCGAUCCACCCACGUUCACCACAAUGGACAGCAAGAAGCUUCAGCAGCUGCAGCAGGCCAACUCACAUCUAGCACCAAUUCCGCAAACGAAGCCUCCAGCAUUUCAGCAGCAAAACAACGACUAUCGACCUACACGGUCGCCAGUGUUUCAAAAUCAUCCACAGUAUCAAAGCUUUGCAUCAAAUUUUGCGCAGAUCAACUAUCCGCAUCAAAUACGACCUCAACAGCCGCAGCAGCAGCAGCAGCAACAGCAGCAUCUAAGCGCACACAGUAGCCCUAAAUCGAAUAGCAACAGUUUGUACCUUAGCGAAUACUCUAGUUCGAGCCAUGUCGGACCAGCGCAACAUCAUCACACAAUCGGAAGUCAUUACCAUUUUGAUCAAAUCUACCAAACGAGUUCGCCCUCGAGUGGUAGCGGCGAGAGGGAGCGGCUAUACCAAACGGCCCCCAGACCGACACAGCAUACACACGCAACUCAACAGCAGCAGCAGCAACAGCAGCAGCAGCAGCAGCAACAGCAGCAGCAUCAGCAGCCGCUCACCAAGUUGGAAUUGCAAUUCCAACAAUUACAGCGGGAAAAAAUCCAAGCACAAAUUAAAACAGCUACCGAAGCCCUGGCACACCAACAGCAAACAUUUGCCCUUCGACAGCAGCUCAAUCCACCUGUUCCGAAUUAUCAUCUGAAGCAAAAUUUACUUCAAAAUCUUUCCCAGCAACAUCAGCAGCAAAUACAACACCAUCAACAGCAGCAGCAACAACAACAGCAUCUGAAUCGGAAUGCGCCACCUUCGAGCCUAAAUCUUACCAGCCAUUUUCAACCGGCGCAAGGUCCAAUGAAAAUGACCAACCAAAACGUUCACGAUUACGGUGCAACCGCCACAAAUCAGCAUUCCAUCAAUGAAACCCUCUACCAAGCCGCUCAGCAGCAGCAGAAGCACAAUCAUACCAAACCCCCAAACAAUCUCCAAUCGCCUGCCCCUAGCCAAAUCAUCAUCCAGCAAAACAACCCGGGUCAGGUGGUCAACCAAGCAUGCCAGACGCAAAUUAGUGGAGUAAAAAAUCAAACUCAGAACCAAAAAUCUCCCAAUUCGGACUCGCUCUCGUCACCAUAUCACGACGGAUUGGAACGACGGAAAAGUGGUCCUGUGCACACCCUGAAAUCACCCGUCACAAAACGACCCCAGAACGCACCCAUCACGAUGUCCGGCUGGUUGUACAAACAGGGCUCCGAUGGGCUGAAGGUGUGGCGCAGACGGUGGUUUGUCCUGUCUGAAUACAUUCUCUAUUACUACAAAAGUCAGGAAGAGGAGAAACUGCUGGGAACGGUCCUACUGCCAUCGUACAAAAUUUCAGCCUGUUUCCCGGAGGAUAAAGUGUACCGCAAGUUUGCCUUCAAAUGUGAACACACCAACAUGCGUACCUUUGUCUUCGCUGCCGAGACGGCCGAGUCGAUGACCGCUUGGGUGCGAUUGUUGACGCUGGCCACUAUGAUGCAAGGGAGCAGCGAAUCGGAAAACAGUCCUCCAUCGAACAAUGCACGGAGCGGGGACAACAGCGAUUCCGGCAUACAAACCUACCAAUCGCAGGUAUGCAAGUCCGGUACGGUUCAAGCUCCGGUGACGCCAGCUUCCGACAAUGGCGGAGGAUCACAACCGCUGUAUGCAAAUGCUCCACCAAAGCCGAGGAGAGCGAAUGACGGUGGUUAUUCGUCGCCUAGUCCUGAACACAUACCGGAGAGAUAUGACCAGGAACAGCCACAUUUGAGACCAACCGAAACUAUCUAUGGGGUGAAAACUCCCGAGAUGAUGAACAAUCCGAAUCUUCUGCAGGCACAAUCACCUCUCAUCAAACGAGGACUUAACGAUCAACUAGUGUAUGAUCCCACAAUGCAUCCCAAUCCCCAACAGGGAGGUCCUAGUUAUAACGAUUCGAUAUACGGUAACGCCAAGCGUAUAGAGCGAGAUUUGUACAUACAGAAAUUAAUCCAGCAGCAGCAACUACAACAACAACAACUCCAGCAACAGCAAUUGCAGCAACUUCACCAGCAUAAGCAACAACAACAACAACAGCAACUGGCAAUGACGCAAACGCCCCAACACCAACAGCCGCAGCAACAGCCCCGUGUUUUGUCCACCAACCCAUUCGCAAUGUAUCCGAAUACCGACCGACGGACUCCGGAUACGUACGGUCCACCGCGGGCCACCCUGGAGAAACAUAUGUCCGAUUAUGAGGAUAUCUACAACCUGACUGUGCUUUCGAAAUCCCUGCCGCCAACGCAGAAGAUCAGCAGCGCCGGUGGAUGUGAGGAUGUGGCAGGUUCUGCGGCCUAUCGUCGGCCGAUGAGUCCACUGCGUAACGAAGGCGGCCAAAACUCGGCGAUGCCGAUGCGCUACACGCCCAACUAUCUGGAAGUAAGUAGUUCGCCCGCACAGCAACAGCACGUGCAAAUGCGUGCCCGACCCGUGCAGUCGACCAUUCCGCGACCCCAUUCGGCCGACUUUCUCGACUACGAAGCCCGCAACCCUACCAAAACAAAGCUCAAGGAAGAGCCGGCUCGGGCGCCGCGACCCAAAUCAAGCCUGGACAUCAAUCGUACCCCGGACAAUUACUACUACUCGGAAGCGAGCUACGCUGAGAAAAUGCGAAUGCAGAGUGCGUCCUAUCUUCAGCGUACCAAUCCCGGUGGGAUAUCUGGAAAGAUGAGAGGUGAUGAGACACAAGGAAACAACUCCAGCACAGUCCCCCGGGAUGCGUACUACUCUGGUCGGAUGGAUUACGGAGACGAGGUGCAUCAAGGAUCGGCUAGUGUUCCCCGUACCCAACGGAUGACCGUGAGUCAGCUGAAGAAACAUCCCUCCCAGCAGGAACAAUUUCUACGCUCGGCAAGCGCUCGACUCCCUCGCAAAGAGGACGAUCCUUCGGUAAGGGAUGGCGAGAGGAAGCGUGAAGAAUCGAUGAAGCGACUGCUGGAAUGGAAGCAACGAAUGUUGCAGUCUCCGCUAACUCGCAAAAUAUCUCAGCAACAACAACAACAGCAGUUUGGAAUGGCCUCGCCUGGUUCGACCGGGAACCCUUUCCUAGCGAAACCUAGCCAUAUAGGAGUAGACGCCAACAUGUACAUGGAGCAGGAUAAGCAACCGCCGAACCAACAGCAACCACAGCGAUCUGAGAGCAAAUCUAAUCUAGAGUACAAUAGCUAUUCGUCUGAUGAUGAAGCCUCUAUUUCAGUUCGCAACGUGAAAAACAUUCCCAAGGUGUCGUUGACGGUGAAGCCCGAUCCGUCGGAUUGCCGAAACGAUCCGAGAGUGCGCCGAUAUUACGAUCCCGCACAAACCGAAUAUUUCUACAAGGAGCAACAACAGGAGGCCUACAUUCGGCCCGAUAUAAGUUUCGAGUCAACCCACGAUCUUUACACACAGGCUCAGUUACAGCGAGCGCAAGAAAUCAAUCUUCAGCAGCAUUACCAACUGCAGGACAUCGAUCGUAGCUUAGCUGCUAUGAGUCAAGAAUCUCCCGGAGAUAAAUGGCCUCCGAUGAAUCAACAACUAUUCACACGAGCUCCCUUGACGGCCAGCCACGACAAACUGGAGCUACGGGAAUUCCACCCACCUAAUGAACCGUGUUUUCUACAGACCUUGGAAAUGUCCGCAGGAGACUUGCUAAAUCGAACGCACGAAGAGCUUGUCUUGCUGCUGAUACAGCUGCGACGACAGAACAGCAACACGGCACGCUCCAUUGAGCAGUGUUGCACGAAUAUACACGAUAUUCAGAACUCUAUACGCAUAUCUGAUGGACCGACACGGGCGGAAAACCUUGCCCGGCUGGAGGCUUUGAAGAAACAGCUAGCGGAGUUGGAGAAGCAGUACGAAAAGGAGAAGCCGCUAAUCAAUUUGGUGGACAAUAUGGUAAAGCUGGGCACACUGUAUCGGGGUGCUCCCGGUAAGAAGAAGACCCAUUCGUCCGAAUCGGCUACACUCGAUCGGUUGGAGUUCAACCAGCGAAUCCAGGAGCGGCGAUUGCUACAAGAAGAACAGCGCCAAUGGGAUAGACUCAGUCCAAACCACGUUGAGUUGCAGACAAAAGUUCAACAACUCUAUCAGAUCGAUCAGCUGCUGCAAGAGGAAUCUGGCACGCUGCAAAGUCUACAGCGGGACAAAGAGGAUCUAGAACGUGCCCUUGGUGGCUUGAAGGCCAAGCUAAUGAAGGGUGAUGCACCGCCUAUGGCGGUUGAAGCCGCCCGACAGCAACAAUACAGUCUGGAACGUGAGCUCUCCCAAGUUCAUCUACUUCUGGCGGAGAAUUCGAAGAAACUAGAGAAAACAGUCGCCGACAAUGCUCGGUUGGAGCAAGAGUUACUAGUGUUGCGUCAAAAACUGCAAGCUUCUCGGGAUAUUCGUGGAUCGCAGGGUACACUGGCUAGUGGACAGGACGGGCAGUACGUAGGGUCCGCCACUGCAGUGUUGGAGUCCGAGCUAAAGAGAGUUCAGCGAUUGGUUGGUAAUAUGCAGCGCCAGCGACAAGAGUUGAGCCAGGCGGUUCGACAGCUGACCGACAACUCGGAUACGCUGUACAAGCAGAUCAACAAAAACGGCGAUAGCAGAUCAUCUCUGCAUGGAACCAAGCGAUCACUGAGCACUUCGUGGAUCGAGACCGAUUUGGACUCGAUGGUCAGUGCGGAUCACAGCAGGAACGAGAGUACUUCAUCGCUGAAUGUGUCAACAGAUAAGCAAAGUUCGAUGUACGGCAGAAACGAACAUGAUCGCUCGGAAGGAUUCGAGCUGUGCAGCGUAGAAAGUGACGAACUGUUGGAAGAGUCCACCGGUGGACCAUUUGGCUACCAAGACAAACAGGAAAUCAAGACAGUGAGGAUUGUGAAGCGUGAGUCUGAACGAAGACAUCGGGAUCGGGAGAAAGAUCGGAAUAACACUUCGACGCAUAGUUUGGAUCAGGUGCUGGAGGAAGAGGCCCAGAUCUUUGAGGAUUAUACCAACUAUCACAGAUCAAAAUCGUUACCUAGGGGUUACGAAACGCACGAAGCUUUCGUACAGAAUCAGGAUGUUCAAUCGUACGCCAAUAAUUUGAAGGAUUAUUACAGUAUGACUGCUAACAGUAACAACAGUUACCCAGUGUCAAUGAUCGAUCGUAAAGCGGAUCUGUACUCGGGAUGCGAUCGACAGGUAAAGGCGGCAUCCACAAAACCUGGCAACUAUUCGUUGAGUAGGACCGUGGAUGGGAAUCCCGAAAUGCCAGGAUUGCGUAAUAAAACCGAAUCAAUACAGAGCUUGGCUAUCUCCGAGCAGAGUCCUGUAUUCCAGAGUGAAGCGGCCAAGCAAAUCAUCCACGAGAUGGUGAGUAAUGGGCCAGAGCAGCCACAACCGCCGAUCGGUGGAGGUGGUAGUGGUGCGAAUGUAGAUCGCCAAAAACAAAAGGCAGAGCAUGUGUCCCAACAGAACAAACACCGUCGAUCGAUCCCGAAGGAAAAGCGUCGACAUCACACGGCACCACAUCACGUCAACGCGAAGCAGAUCGAGAUUAUGCAGAGUGAGAAUGAUAUGAAUAAGAAUAAUAUCAACUGGCGUGCGCGUGACGAUGUUGACUUGGAGGUGACACUGAGGCCACGAUCCAACGCUCCGGACGUUGUUCGAUCUGCCAUAGGACCACGGGAGAAGAUUUCCGAGCACACGAUUGACAAGUUGCUCGCAGCGCCGAGUAAGAUCUUGAUUCCGGAACGGUACAUUCCGGAGCAGGCACCAGAGCUAUCGCCGGAGGAGAAACGUCGCCGCCAAGAGAAAGUGGAAGCCAUCAAAAAGAUGCUCUCGGAGACUCCAAUGGCGGGCAACGACACUUCGCCGAAUCAACCGGCAAACGCGGAAAAGAGACAACGAGAGCACCUGCUUCAGCUGAAUCAGAUUCUAGCUCAGCAGGUUAUGCAAAUGAGUAAAAUUGUGGCUGAUGAUAGCCCCAAGGAUCCAAGUGCAGAAAACUCGAUGGCAGUACUCCCAUCCAGCAUCAGCAAGCUAAAGAAAACACGUGGUUUAUUCAGAAGCCACAGCCGCAAGAGCAGCGCCUCGAAUGAUGACGAUGACAACUAUCGCAGCGACAUGGAGGACGAAGAGGACGACGAUGAUGCGGAAUCGCCGCCGGAACCGUUGCCACUGUAUCAGCAACGUGAAAACUAUUUCACAUAAACACGGCACAAUAUUAUGCUACGACACCAACAAUCGCUUCCAGAUGCGUAGAGUACAACUAGAAGAUGCUAUAAUUGCUGUUGAAGUGUUUUAGAACUAAAGCUGACCACCAUAAACGUAACCGGUUGAAUUGAUUUAUCCGUCCAUCAUCGGUUUGCAGAUAAUUUCGCCACAUACAUGAGAGAACACGCAGAACACUUCCACAACCACGCAUAUCAGAGAAUAAAUCGAAGGGACACCAACUCUUACUUUGCAAAGCAUAGGCCGCGUUUUAGAAACAUUACGGAAUGUAUCGUACUUUUAAGUUCAAACCGAAAUCCAGUGCAAAACAAACGGAAUAUUUUAACAGCCAACCAACCAAACUGCAGCAAUAAUCUCGUCUCAAUCGAUCAAUUAUAGCAUUUAAAGUCGCGAUCAAUCGAAGAAUAUAGUAGUAGGAGCAGAGAUAAAAAAAACAAUAGAUAAGCCUAAAUACUGACGUGCAAAUUUAGACAAAAUAAAACGUCAAUUGUGGUGUACUUACCGAUACAACAGCAUAUUUGAAUGGAAUUACCUGCUGCUUAUAUACUGAAUUAGCAAAACAUUUCAUUGCGAAUGCCGUAGAAUAGGGUUUAUCGAAAUAAUACCAGUAAUAUAACCAAACAUUACAAGAAUAACAAAGUUAUCUUCAGGCUAACGUUUGCUGCCAGAUGCAUGUGCGGUGAGAAAUUCGAGAACGUGAAUUUGGCUGGCAGCUUGACUUGGCUUUGGAAUUGUUUCGACGAAGGUUGGCAAUCAACGAAAUGUGGCACAAGCGUUUGGCAGCAAACCAAACUAGUAUAUUCGUCAAUUUGAAGCAAUUUGAAUACUAACCGAUUACCAUUUGCUCAAUUCAAUCAGUACUAAAAAGGAAACAACCAAAACAAUUAGGCAAUGAAAAUUAAACUACACACUUGAGUAAAAGUAGCUUAAUCCCAUUUAUACAGAGUAGUGUAACUCUUGAUACCUUACCCUUCAUGUAGAAUCCAUCAGUAUUAGGUUCAUGAAAAAUUCGCCUGAUAGAUCUGAAAGGCAUUCAAACAGUAAACAAUAUACGCUGAAAAAAACACACACAUCAUACACAUACACAGAGAUAACCAAAACAGGGCCUAACUUCGUAGUAGCAGCGAAUGUUUGCAUUUACAGGGUGUAAUCUUUUUUCUAACUAAAUUUUGAUAGCUACUUAUUACAAUUGGAUAGGAAAUGAUUGCGAGAAGCGAUCUUAACAACAACAAGGAAAACCAUACAUCAUUAUGAAUCUUUGCGAAGGCUGAAAGAGAUGCCACAGAAAAAAGUAGCUCAGCUCGGCUUUAAAUGCAUCUUUAAAUGUGCGCGCGCUAUUAGACGUCGAUAACGACAGAGAAUGAAAUCCAUGCAUAUCAUCAUCACCAUCAUCAAUCGUACACACGAAAAAUAAAAACACAUAAUCAAUUCAUGCUUUGCCCAAACCGCGAAGCAGAUUGAUUACCGCUUUGUGGUUAUUGAACCGUUUAACGCAUUCAAUUAUUCGGCCAUAUGUGGAACAACAAGGAAAAAUGAAAUCAAUUAGCAAACUUUAACCUCGUUAAGAGAAAAUCUCAUCCAAAGUGUUUUUCUUGUUUUCGAGUGGUGAUGAACUCAAGUGAGAAACGCGAUCAUGUUGAUCUUUUUUUUUGUGUUUGCCCCCCUCGUUUUUGCUCACACACAAAACAAACAAUUUGCCAUACUUAGCAUGAAUGAAAGAUUAUUUUAAUAUAUUUGUUUUAAGGUGCUACGUAGAUGAUUCGAGCGUUUUUAUUGUUUUUCCUUUCUGUCCUGUUUUAAUCACCUAGAGCUAGGCUCGACAUACAAAUAUCACCAUUCCGAGAAUAUCGUUAUGCGGAAUCUAUCGUUGAAUAAUGUUAAUUAAGUAAAACAAAAAAAAAACAAA